This is a messenger RNA of Aspergillus versicolor CBS 583.65, 1714 nucleotides long. RefSeq names its product SANT/Myb-like DNA-binding domain-containing protein. The transcript is spliced from 2 exons. Lineage: Eukaryota; Fungi; Ascomycota; Eurotiomycetes; Eurotiales; Aspergillaceae. Bases 298 to 1293 code for a protein of 331 amino acids. The record is from RefSeq and is a predicted model, not a curated record.
AGUUGGAAGUACCAUCUUGAUUCGGUCCAAGGCGAGUCCGGGGUGCUUGGGUUGUGAUCUGGUACAUGGCAACCGCAGCUCCUCUUUAUUACAACUACCUGGCGCCAGAACGAGACGUCGACUAAAUAUUGGCCUAGCGAGCACUUUCCCAGGACGACGCGACUAUCAUUUUAAUACUGCUCACUGUUGCUCGACCAACAGUGUCCCUUGGCAAUUUGCCUACCACACCUUUUUAGAACCAUUCGACAGUCGGCUCGGUAGACUGCCGGGGCUUGUAGGCUCUAGCAGCACCGAUGUAUGUCCGCGACGCUGGCGGAUCCGUACCGAGACUAUGCCAUUGACUACUCUCAACAUGCUAGCUGCAAACCUGAGGAACAUGAAGGCACGCUCGUCUAUCACCCCCAGCAGCCACACAUUCAACACGCGAAACAAGCAGACGCUUCGUUCACAUCUGAAAACUCGGGCGCAGCGUUCGAGCAGCACCAUGCGAAUGCGACCGUGCUUCCAACCGCGACACCACAGUCCGCAGUCCCCAAUAUCUCGCAAGCAGUUGUCCUCAACCAGGCUCAAAUGCUACCCCGUCAGCUCCCGGUGCAGUACACCACUGCCAACUUUGACAUCGCGUCGUCCGUCCAGCGUGGCAAGAAGAGACCUCAUUCCGAAACCGAGCCAGAGGGUGGUAACACAGACCAUGGAAUCAGACAGUUACCAGUCCUUCCACCAGAUGCGCCCGAGGAAGCAACCCAUUCUCCCGAAAUGCUCUUCUCCGUGCAUGGGGAUUCCUCGCAGCACCAUCAUCCAAUGCCAGGCCACAGCUUUGGGCCAACGGACCAUAUGGGCCUACCGCAACAUCACCACCACCACCAUCUCCCCCCUCACACCUCGAUUCGCGCUACAGAGCGGCAUGGUAUGAAUAUAGAGACAUCGCCGCUGCCGUCUGGCCCACCGAGUGUCGUGGGUCAACCGGGGAUGCCUGACCCGGCGCCUCGACCGCGCGGCCCCAAACUUAAGUUUACUCCGGAGGAAGAUGCUUUAUUGGUUGAAUUAAAAGAAAAUAAAAACUUGACUUGGAAGCAAAUAGCCGACUUUUUCCCUGGUCGAACAAGCGGCACGUUGCAGGUCCGCUAUUGCACCAAACUGAAGGCGAAAGAUGUGGCUUGGAGUGAUGAAAUGGUGCAACGACUGCGGCGGGCUAUCCAAGAGUACGAAAACGAUCGCUGGCGCAUAAUUGCUGGAAAAGUUGGCAAUGGGUUUACACCUGCAGCCUGUCGAGAAAGAGCAACACAGCUCUGACUAGAGUUGUUAUGCGUUAUGGAUGAUGUUAUGGAAAUUUACGGAUUGACACGCAUAUGGACACGAGCAAUUCACAUAUUCCCGUCCACCACUUCUUUUCUACCCCAUUUUCUCUUCCUUUCCUACGUAAUCACUACUUUCUUACACUCCUUCGUUCUUUUUAGCUCAUCUUUACUUAUUCUGCCCUUUGACCUACUUUUCUUGGCAGGUUGUACAAAGGGCGUACUUGGAGGACACAAGUUUUUUACUAGCAAUGGCUCUAGACCGGAUGGCAGGCGUGAAGUUAUUGUAUGAUAUCUGUUAGCCUUGUGGAAUCCUAAAUGUCAUGGGCUGGUACUCUAUCAAACCCUUUAAUGAUCUGACGAUAGCUGAUACUAAUUGAUAGCACGUGAAGACGGCUGGCAUGAUGGAUGCAUAUGAA